Molecule: messenger RNA, 4090 nt
Organism: Dryobates pubescens (Downy woodpecker)
Lineage: Eukaryota; Metazoa; Chordata; Aves; Piciformes; Picidae
Gene: WDR86
Product: WD repeat domain 86
Exons: 7
Coding region: 169-1365 (398 amino acids)
Molecular function (GO): protein binding
Source: RefSeq, a predicted model, not a curated record
UGUAGGGUCAUCCUUCACGGAGUUUGGACUGUCCUGCUUUUUUGUCGGAGUGGAGGUAAUUGCUGAAGUUGGUCGGUGGGAGAUGGCUGAAGGCCCAGAGCAUGGUCUGGGCGUUACAGAGCACCUGUGAUCUGACCCACAACCUCUGCCUUUGCUGGGACUAUCAGAAUGGGGAACAGUGGCUCAGCCGUGAAGGUCUGCACGGAUCACCAAGGAGGGAUCAACUGGCUGAGCCUGAGUCCGGACGGCCAGCGCCUGCUCACAGGUAGUGAAGAUGGCACUGCACGGCUCUGGAGCACUGCCGACAGCCAGUGCCAUGGACACUUCCAAGGACAUGAAAGUUACAUCACCUUUUGCCACUUAGAAAAUGAGGCUGCCUUCACCUGUAGUGCAGAUCAUACCAUUCGAAAGUGGGAUGUGGUGACAGGUCAGUGCCUGGCCAUUUACCGAGGACACACAUCCAUUGUUAACAGGAUCCUGGUUGCCAAAGACUAUCUCUUUAGUGGCUCCUAUGACAGGACAGCCCGCUGUUGGAGUGUGGACAAGGAGAAACAAAUCCAGGAAUUCCGGGGGCAUCGGAAUUGUGUCUUGACUCUAGCUCACUAUUCCUCCAGGGAUGUUCUUGAAGAAGAUGAGGAGGAAGAGGAGGAGGAGGAGAAAGUGAGCAGAGACCUCCUGGUGACAGGUAGCACGGACUGCACUGUUAAGGUCUGGUGGGUGUCCAGUGGGCGCUGUUACCAGACUCUGCUGGGACACACUGGGGCUGUCUUAUGCCUUAUACUUGACGCACCAAACAGGGAGCUCUUUUCUGGCAGCACGGAUUACACCAUCCGAACGUGGAACAUUGUCACUGGUGAGCAGCUGAAAGUCUUCAAAGAGCAUCAAGGAUCAGUAAUUUGCCUAGAGCUAGUGAAUCGGCACUUGUACUCGGGAAGCGCGGACAGGACAGUGAAGUGCUGGUUAGUAGACACUGGGGAGCGAAUCCAAACGUACAAGGCUCACAAACACAGCGUUAGCACUUUGAAAUACCACGCUGGGAUCUUGUUCACAGGGAGUGGUGAUGCCUGUGCGAGAGCUUUCAAUUCCAGAAGUGGUGUCCUGCAGAAGAUCUUCCGAGGACACAAGUUCAUCAUCAACUGCAUCCAGAUCCACAAUGAGCUGCUCUACACAGCCUCCCAUGACGGCACACUGAGGAUCUGGGACAUCCGGGGAAUAUGCAAGAGAAAUAAGCGGCGCCUGAAGAAGGAGAGGUCUGCCCAGGGCAGGGGCUCUCAGAAGGGAAGUCUCUCUCAUCUCUUCAACAACAAAGUUGGCUGUAUGGUACAGCAAGAAAAUGGGGAACACGAGGCUGUUGAGCUAAUGUGACUGCCCAGGAGAGACCUUCCACUCAUGACCAAAGCUGAACCUUUUGUUUUCUGCACCACUGUGUCCAUGUCAAUGAGAACUUGGAAAGAGGUGGGAAAUGGCUUUGCUUGAGCCUCUUUUUCAGGAGCCAGGAGUCUCUGUGACUGUCAGAUGGACUCAAGACAGGUCUUGUUUGCUGCAGCUGAGUCUCAGCUGAGUAGCACUGGGGUCAGGAGGGACUGCAGUGUGGUUCAGGUAACUUAACCUCUGUGUGUAUUUUAGCAAACUUCACUUCAAACUCCUCGUUUUCAAUUCCCAGCGGCAUGGAGGUGUUGCAGACUUCUGCUGUCUGCUAACUAAUGAGAAACGUUUUUCUCCUGCUCCUGUUGCCCACUCAUGGGCCCCGCUUCAGCCAAAUGUAGAAAUGAAAGUGGCCCUGGGAAAAAACCUGCAAAUUCCAUUUUCACAGCUGACCUUUGGGUCAGGUUUUUGCUGAUCUGACCAACUAAUGUAGGAUGGUAUGGCUCAGCAGGAGUUUAAAGCAAACUGCCUUCUCUUUGGGACAUUGGGAGUAGUAAGCAGAAAUGUCAUUGUUUGUGUUCUUUUCUUAAUUUAACAAAAUCUGAAGAGCUAAAGCUCAAGACCUUUUUGUACCAAGGUCAGCUGCUUGCAGAGGCACAGCAAUUUUCCUCCUCCCAGCACCCUAGUGGGUUUUUACCUUUUACAGCGUCACACCUGAACAAAGGCGGCAUCAGUGGCCUCACAGGUGUUCCCUGCUGCUGGGGGUGUGCAUCCAGCUGUCCAUUUACCCCUGGGCACAGGUGGGAAGCUCCUGACAGGCUCCUCUGGGGGUCCUGGACUCAGCACAGUAGGGGUCAGCAGCUGUUCACUAGUCACCAGAUGACCACUAUCUUUGUGGGCAGCCUGGCCCACUGCUUGACUGUCCUUGUGAGGGAAAUGUUUUCCCUAUAUCCACUGGGAAUGUCAAACUGUUUUUCAGAGAAGAGGACAGCAAAAGAAGACAUUUUGGGGUGCUGUUUGUUUCCUUUCCUCCCUUUGAGCCUAUGUCAGGCCUUAAGUUGCUAGGCUGUUAAUAGCAUCAGCUGAUCAAACUCAAGAGAAGUUCUUCCCAUCUUUUUCCAGGUUCACCCCUCUCUGAUAACCACUGAGCCAUGACUUAACAAGGGUUCUUGUAUUUUUCUAUUUGCAGAUAACUCUUUGUAGAACCAGUACAAAAAUAUCUAACCACAUGUUUUUAUUUUUAUGGCUUUAUUUAUUCUGUACUACAGCAAGAUAAAAAUGCUGUGAUCUUUUUUCAGAAUGGACUAAUAAACAUGUGGCCUCUACAGACAACUUGCUGUCUAGUUCUUUUUUCUCAGAGGGGAUUUGGCUGGCUGUAGAGGCACAGCAGUUAGGAAUGGAUGGACCAGGGGGAAAAAACCAAAAGCCACCUCAAACAUACACUUUGUGAAACAUUUCCUGCCUUCCUCUCAUUGUUGGGGCUAGAGUCAGGUAUGCCAUGAAGCUGUCCUGCCUCUCACCAGGCACCAGCCUGCCACAGUUUCCUUACUCAGGGGAAGAUGUGAACAGCCACAAACCAAAGACGACCCUUAAGGGAAAGCAUGGAUGACAAAGAGCCACAUGCACUGCCUCGGAGCUCACCAUGGUGACGCCACAGCCCUCUGCUCUGAACCUGUAACACUGUCAUUGGGCCAGGCCUGUCACUGCUGCUGCAUGUCCUGCAUGCCUCUUCUGAGAGCAGCUUGGGUAGCUCUUACCUGGCAGGUUUCCAUAUCCAGUAGGAAAAAGCAAUGUGGGAGGUCAGCUGCAGAGUGUAGGUUUCAUUCCUGUAAACCUUGGGCUCUGCUCCUCAUAGCUCAGUAGUGGCCCUGCGAGAAGUGUUUAUGAGAUGGUGGCUCAUGGUUGCUGAGGUGAUGGCUUGCUAUGCAGCUAGUGUUUCUGUUUUGCUUAUGAGGUCAAUGCUAAAGCAGGAGGCCUUUAGCAGAGAUGGGUAGAGUUGCACAGAUGGUCUGGGUUCUACUUUAAAACUUUGUGCACAGUAUGUUAGACACAGAAGCUUAACUGGCCAUACAGCAGCUGCACAUGGAAUUAGCAAAUAGAUUUAAUAGACAUAGAGCUUGUAAAGAGUGGAAUUAAUGAGUCAUUACACUUCUGCCAGUUGCUAAACAUAUCACAGUGUCUUCAAAUGCAUGGUCAAAAUUAACUUAAAGCUUUUAGCCAAUGCUUCCUGCCCUGCUGAUUAAAACUGCAGGCACAGUUAGUGGGGGGGCAGCUGGCAGAAUUACAUCAUUGAGGAAUGGCUUCCCUGACAAGCACUGUGUGUUAUGCUAAUUUUAAAUUCCCCAAGGACAAACCCUCACUUCUUAAGUUGUCACAGCCAGUCUGCCAGCAAGCCACUUCAAAGAGGAGAAAUACUGCCUGUACAGCCCAGUGCUGCCUUCAGGCUAGCAUAAGGUAAUGUCAAAAUGCCAGUAAGUUUGGGAACCCCUUUGGCUAAAGGGAGGAAUAAAUUAGUGCUUUCCUUACCUACUUCUUGCUAAAAUGACAUCCAUCAAUUUGAAAUAAUUUUGUACAUUCUGGUUAACUCUGCCUUUUAUCCAGUUGUUCCUCAGUGCCUGCUUACAGAGACAGGAUAUAAUGGUCAUAGCACUGCUUUGUACCUCAGCAGCUCACAUUACUGGCUUUAGAAACACUUCAAACCUUCUGCAAGGCGGUACAAAACUCC